Molecule: messenger RNA, 1476 nt
Organism: Symbiodinium pilosum
Lineage: Eukaryota; Dinophyceae; Suessiales; Symbiodiniaceae
Source: the annotation of a GenBank genome assembly
AUGUGGCUGUAUCUGUUUGCUCAGCAGAUGCCCCCCUGCCGCUACGGUGGCACGAUGGUGCCGCUCAUUGCGCCUUGGCCAGGCGCGUCCACGCUCCCGGCAGUCGUAAAGCUCUACCAGGACUCGGAUUGGCGGCGCGAAGAUGUGAGCCUCCUGGAGUUCUGCCGCAAGAGCAACCGCGACGGUGGCAUUGCCCGAUGGGUAAUCAGACUCCACAAAGACGAUGAGGAGACCAGAAGUCGAAACCUACGUGCCUUUGCCAACACCUGCCUCAUGUUCGGUGAGAAGCUGAUGGCCUGCGACAUGCUGUCCAUCUUCAACGACCGAUGGUUUGGGCAGUGGCUGGCGCUGCGCAAGCCUUUCCGCGACUUGGCCGACCUGGUACUCUCCAACGUCCAGGAGAAGGUCCCCGUGCAGUUCCACCACUUUGCCAACGCAGCCAUGGGUUCCGACAAGAUCGAAACGUUCCUGGCGAAGUUAAGAGCGCAGCGGACUCUGGUUGAUCGGUUUCUCAGUGGCAGUCUUGCGAAGGAGGACGAUGCGGGAGCGCAGGAGGCCAUGCGCGAGGUCGGGCUGCUGGCUGGCGAAGAGGACCCGAUGUUCAGAGAUGUGCGGUUCAACAAGGCCGGCGCCUUCUUCCUGUAUAAGGACGCCGUGGAGGUCAUGGAUUGCCUCACGCAGUAUGACAUGAUUGCCGUGGACGAAGUCUCCCAGCUGUCCAAGGACGACUUCGAGCGCAUCGUUCAGAUGUGGGAGGCCGCCGACAAGCUGCCCGUCUUGGUCUUCGCGGGCGACUUCUGGCAACUCCCUGGCGUGCAGCCCACACGUGCCACCGACAGCCCGAAGUGGCGCAGCGUGCGCCAGGUCAAGCUCCACGAGAUGUGGCGAUGCAAGGAUGAGACAUUGCGGGCGAAGCUGGAGCCGACGGCCUGGGACUUGCAGGAGCUGUGCCGCAAGGUACCUCACACGACCAUCGCUACCUGCACGCGGCGGGCCGCUGCGCUGGUGAACGACCUCUCCAUCUGGGUCUUGUUCACAACGAAGAAGAGGCGGCAGCUGGCGGACCUUUUCGUUGACUGGGAGUCCAAUGUCGAGAACUUCGACGAGGACAACAAAGUCAUCACGGGCAAGCCGCCGGGCUCCGACUUCAUCAACGGCAUGGAAUGUACCGUUCUGAGCUUCGCCCCGACGUCCGGCUGCCUUCACAUUCUCACAAAGACCGGCCGCAACCUCGCCGUCUACCCCAUCACGGACUGGAUCACGGACUGCGGGUACGUCACCGCCUACCCGGUGCGUGCCGGGUAUGCAAGCACGAUCCAUAAGCUGCAAGGCGCGGAGCUGGACCAUAUAACCAUCUGGCUGGAUGUCCCUUUCAUGAAAGCGGCAGGGUACGUGGCGCUGAGCCGAGUGCAGCGGGACGGCGACUACCUCCUUGGCGGCAUUGUCCGGCGUCGGCACUUCAUGCCGGCCAUGUGA